GAUUCGGCACGACCACACCAGCUACCAGAACAGGCAAACUUUUUCUGAUAUUUUAUGGCCCCAUUGGCUGUGCAGGGGCUAUCUUAUUCUUCAACUUAUUCCUGGAGCGUUUGAUCACAGUCAUAGCAUGUGUUUUGAAGUCUUGCCAUGAGAGGCAACUAAAGCGAAAAGGUACACUUCCUGGAGGUGUCCAGCAGGCUGUUGGGAGUGAUGAAAUGGGCAGCUUAGCUGGAUGGAAGCCUUCUGUGUAUUAUGUCAUGCUUAUCUUGUGCCUGGCAUCAGUCAUUGUUUCCUGUAGUGCCUCUGCUAUGUAUUCAGCAACAGAAGGAUGGAGUUAUGCUGAUUCCCUUUAUUUUUGCUUUGUGGCCUUCAGUACUAUUGGUUUCGGUGACCUGGUGAGUGGUCGGAAUGCAUACUACAAAAAUCAACACCUUUACCAGAUUGGCAAUUGUGUCUUCAUACUCAUGGGGUUAUGUUGUAUCUAUUCCUUAUUUAAUGUGAUUGCCAUUGUCAUCAAACAAUUCUUAAACUGGUUAUUGAAGAAAAUGGGCAACACAUGCCGUAAGUGCCAAAGAAAACUCUUCAGGUCACGGAGGAAUGUUGUGAUGCCAGGGGCUGUGCGGAGCCAGCGCAACAUAUCAAUUGAGUCAGAUGAUGUCCUUGAGAGUGACACAGAAGGACACAGAAUGUCUGGUGAAAUGAUUUCCAUGAAAGACCUCUUAGCCUCUAACAAAAUAUCACUUGCCGUCAUGCAAAAACAAUUGUCUGAAAUGCCCUCUUCUUACAGACCAACAGGCUCAACUUCUAAACAAAAUGGAUUCGCAGGUGGUGUAGGUGCUUUGGGAAUUAUGAACAAUAGAUUGGCAGAGACAAGUACUGAUCGGUAA
This is a messenger RNA of Python bivittatus (Burmese python), 887 nucleotides long. Lineage: Eukaryota; Metazoa; Chordata; Lepidosauria; Squamata; Pythonidae. The record is from RefSeq and is a predicted model, not a curated record.